Messenger RNA from Saccoglossus kowalevskii, 2531 nucleotides. RefSeq names its product cleavage stimulation factor subunit 3-like. Lineage: Eukaryota; Metazoa; Hemichordata; Enteropneusta; Harrimaniidae. Gene Ontology annotation, molecular function: mRNA binding; protein binding. The record is from RefSeq and is a predicted model, not a curated record. Gene Ontology annotation, biological process: mRNA 3'-end processing. Gene Ontology annotation, cellular component: nucleus.
UUGUACUGUGUGCGUUGUUUUGUUGGGUUCGACUUUUUAAAAUAAACAACUAAAUUACAAUAUUUUGUGUGUAGAUGCUUUGAUUUGUUUUCUUUCAAACGCUAAGAUGUCCAAAAAAGACGCAGACGUGGAUCUCGAGAAUUAUAUUCCUGAAAAAGUCAAAAAAGCUGAAAAGAGAAUAGAAUCGCAUUCCUACGACACGGAGGCAUGGAGUGUUUUAAUUCGCGAAGCACAGGGACAAGAGAUUAUAAAAGCACGCAAAGUAUAUGAACGUCUGGUAGCACAGUUUCCAAAUGCAGGAAGAUACUGGAAGAUUUACAUUGAAGCAGAGAUGAAAACUAGAAACUACGAAAGAGUUGAGAAGUUAUUUCAGCGUUGCCUGAUGAAAGUAUUGAAUAUAGACCUGUGGAAAUGCUAUCUUUCAUAUGUAAAAGAGACGAAGGGUAGUUUACCAUCAUAUCGUGAAAAGAUGGCCCAGGCGUAUGACUUUGCAUUAGAUAAGAUGGGUAUGGAUAUCAUGUCAUAUCAAAUAUGGGCAGAUUAUGUACAGUUUCUUAAAGGAGUUGAAGCGGUUGGUUCUUACGCUGAAAAUCAAAGAAUCACUGCAGUUAGACGGGUAUACCAAAGAGGGUGUAUUAAUCCUAUGAUCAAUAUUGAGCAGCUAUGGAGAGAAUACAAUACAUAUGAAACGGGCAUUAAUCCAAUUAUUGCAAAGAAAAUGAUAGAUGACCGAAGUCGAGAUUACAUGAAUGCGAGAAGAGUUGCUAAGGAAUAUGAAGUAGUUACAAAAGGAUUGAAUCGUAAUAUGCCAUCAGUGCCCCCAACUGGUACUCCAGAUGAAGUAAAACAAGUCGAAUUAUGGAAAAAAUAUAUCGCAUGGGAAAAAGCAAAUCCACUAAGAACAGAAGAUCAAACUUUGAUUACAAAAAGAGUAAUGUUUGCAUUUGAGCAGUGUUUAUUGUGUCUUGGACAUCAUCCUGAUGUCUGGUAUGAAGGUGCUCAGUAUCUGGAACAAGCAAGUAAACUCAUGUCAGAAAAAGGGGAUGUAAAUAAUUCAAAGAUAUUUAGUGAUGAAGCCGCUACUAUUUAUGAAAGAGCAAUUACGACAUUAAUGAAGAAAAAUAUGUUACUCUAUUUUGCUUAUGCAGAUUAUGAAGAGAGUCGAAUGAAAUUUCAGAAAUCUCACAGUAUUUACCAAAAGCUGUUAGCAAUAGAAGAUAUUGACCCAACACUUGUACAUAUUCAAUAUAUGAAUUUUGCGCGGCGUGCUGAAGGGAUCAAAUCAGCUAGGAUAUCAUUUAAGAAAGCAAGAGAAGAUGCCAGGACUCGAUAUCAUGUCUUCAUUGCCGCAGCUCUUAUGGAGUAUUACUGUAGUAAAGACAAACAAGUUGCAUUCAAGAUAUUUGAACUUGGCCUCAAGAAAUAUGGUGAUAUUCCAGAGUACAUUUUGGCCUAUAUCGAUUAUUUAUCACAUCUCAAUGAGGACAACAAUACAAGAGUUCUAUUUGAGAGAGUUUUGAUCGGAAAUCUUCCUCCUGAGAAAUCAGGAGAAAUAUGGCUGAAAUUUCAAGACUUUGAGUCAACAUGUGGUGAUCUGGCCAGUAUACUGAAAGUGGAAAAAAGAAGACAUGCUGUUUUCAAAGAGGAGUUUGAUGAUAAAGAGACAACAUUAUUAGUUGAUAGGUACAGAUACAUGGAUCUGUAUCCAUGUUCACCGGGUGAGCUCAGAGCAUUAGGUUACAAGGAUCUUUCCAGGAAGUUUGCCCCUCUUAUUCCCAUGCCAACUGCUACUCCCCUAAUCACUGCAGCUAAACAAGACAGUGUGCCACAAGAAGAAGAGAAAGAGGCAAGGCCUGAAUAUCCUAAACCAGACCUUCUACAAAUGAUGCCAUUUAAACCAAGAAAAUUUGCACCUGUUGGAUCACAUCCAGUGCCAGGAGGAAUAUUCCCCGUUCCACCAGCAGCAUCUCAUCUUCUGACAUUACUUCCACCACCUAUAUGUUUUCAGGGUCCAUUUGUACGAGUAGAUGAGAUAAUCCAAAAAAUAGGAGAAUGCCAGAUACCAGAAGUUCCUGUUUCUGAACCUACUGAGAAUGGUGUCAACAACGAGAAAGAUGCUUCCUUGGAGAGUGAUCCGAAGAAAAGAAAACGAGAGGGCUUAGCAAUAGGAGAUGACUCAGAUGAUGAUGAUAACAUAAUCCAAGCACCUGCACAUGAUAUUUAUAGAAGUAGACAACAGAAGCGUGUCAAGUAGUAAUUUGAAUCCUGGCAUCAAGUUUGUUAUUCCACUGCGGGCUUUGAUGUACAAGAUGGCGUGCAGGGUAGAUUUGUACAACAAGAAGUAGCAUGGAAAUUUUUAGUUAUUGAAAAUAUGUAAUGGAUGGAUACUCAGGAUGCAUGCAGUAACAGAUUUCGCUUUGAAAUCUAAUUUUCACAUGUACAUUUGCCAGUUGGAGAUGUUAGUUUUGUCUGUAUAUAGUGGGCAUUAUUUUGACAGUUACUGAAUGCUUGCUUUAACUCUUUGAGUCUCA